This is a messenger RNA of Salarias fasciatus (jewelled blenny), 2155 nucleotides long. It is a transcript of the gene mmaa, whose product is annotated as metabolism of cobalamin associated A. Lineage: Eukaryota; Metazoa; Chordata; Actinopteri; Blenniiformes; Blenniidae. The record is from RefSeq and is a predicted model, not a curated record. Bases 138 to 1358 code for a protein of 406 amino acids. Gene Ontology annotation, molecular function: GTPase activity; GTP binding. The transcript has 7 exons. Gene Ontology annotation, cellular component: cytoplasm.
GUGGAGGUCAGUGUGAGUGUUCAGCAUGAACUUUAUCAUAUUUUUCUGCUAAUAUUUUGUCCCACCUGCAUGGCAUGUGGACAUAAAAGCGAGGUUACGGGCUUACCUGAUAUAUAUAAACGUUCGCGUGACGGCAGAUGUCUCACGUUUGUCACAAAAUGGGACGGGACGGCCUUUCUCUCCUCCGCCACAUUUCUUCCUUCACCUCUCCAAUCACUGCCUUCCCAGUCACCAAGCGGGGCUGCAGAGCGCGGGGCUACCAGAGCAUCGUCCUGAGCCACAGCUGCCAGCACAGGAGGGCUGUGAGCACGGCCGUCAGCCCGCACUUCCAGGAGCUGAACGGGCCGGAGCAGAGACUGCUGAACAAACUGUACGACGGGCUGAUCGGAGGGCAGCGAGCGUCUCUGGCUGAGUCCAUCACCCUGGUGGAGACGCAGCACCCCAGAAAGAAGGAGCUGGCCCAGGUGCUGCUGCAGAGGGUGCUGGCCUACAGGAGGGAGCAGGAGGGCCGAAACGGAGGGAAGCCCGUGGCCUUCAGAGUAGGCCUGUCCGGCCCCCCCGGAGCAGGAAAGUCCUCCUUCAUUGAGGUGGUGGGAAAGAUGCUGACCGGACGUGGACAUAAGUUGGCGGUCCUGGCUGUUGAUCCGUCCUCCUGCACUACAGGAGGGUCUCUGAUGGGUGAUAAGACUCGUAUGACUGAACUCUCGAGAGACAUGAGCGCUUUUAUCAGACCAUCACCGGCUUCAGGAACACUCGGUGGUGUCACCAGAACGACCAGUGAGGCCAUCGUCCUCUGUGAGGGGGCAGGAUACGACAUUGUGCUGGUGGAGACUGUAGGCGUGGGUCAGUCAGAGUUUGCAGUGGCAGACAUGGUCGACAUGUUUGUGCUGCUGAUCCCACCAGCAGGGGGCGAUGAACUCCAGGGGAUCAAGAGGGGCAUCAUUGAGCGAGCCGACUUGGUGGUGGUGACGAAGUCUGACGGUGACCUGGUGGUGCCGGCCAGGAGGAUCCAGGCCGAGUACACCAGCGCGCUGAAGCUGCUCCGCAAGAGAUCCAAGGCCUGGAAUCCAAAGGUGGUGCGCGCCUCCUCACACACCAACGAGGGCAUCCCGGAGGUCUGGGCUAAGAUCGAGUCGUACCGGGACGGCAUGUUGGCCAGCGGGGAGCUGCAGCGCCGGCGGCGGGCCCAGCAGAAGGUGUGGAUGUGGAACCUGAUCCAGGAGAACGUCCUCAGCCACUUCCAGAGUCACCCCGGGGUCAGAGAGGCUCUGCCCCGCCUGGAGGAGAGGGUCACCCAGGGGGUCGUCUCUCCAGGCCUGGCCGCUGACAUGCUCCUCAGAGCCUUCUCCUCGUCGUAGCGCACACCGAGACUGUUUGAGAUGAAACAUCUCCGCUGAUCUGAGCCUCUCGCUGCCAAAGAAAGCAGGACGGAGCGUCUGUGACCUUGACUCUUUGGUCUGCGCAAAAAAAGAAGCGGCCCGGCUCUUUUUACAGUUGAUUUAAAAUUUAAAGCAGAUAGAAGUCACACCUCUGCAGGAACUUCACUUCCUGAACACUUUAAUCCAAUCCGCGAGAGAGAGAGAGAGAGAGGGGGGGGGGCGUGCCGACGGCCGUCAGUUCUCCUCCACGCCUUCAAGACGCUCUCAGCUCCUGGCAGGAAUGAAACACUUCAUCUGCGGCCGGAGAGAUGAAAUGCUGCGUAUUAUGAAGCACAUUGUGAGACGGCUUUCAAGGAGGGGAGCAGGACGGACCCUCGUGAACUGUUUUAAUGAGAUUAGCAGAAGAGGACUGUAAAGGUCAUGUUGUGACAAUCGGAGAAUAGUUUGUACAAUAACCUUCACUUUUAUGAACGGGCUCAUUAAAGUGUGAGGUGGUGCCAUAAAUAUUGUACGGACGGGACGUAUGACCUGCGAUCAGCUCCCCCACCGUCUUUAUGGACAUGCAUGCUAUACACGACCCACAAACACAAGUAUUAGUGAAUAGGUCAGGUAUUUGGGGAGCUGGGUUUAAUACGCUCACUUGUCUGUGGAUGGAUGUUGUUCCAAUAACGAAUUUCUUCGAAAAGCAACAGGACAUUUUUCUGUUCACAAUUUUACGGUGAAGAAUGAUGUGGAUCUGAAGAAGAUAAGUGAAUAACAUUAAAUCUGUCAGUGCA